AUGUCUUUCAACUCACCAUUUUUCAGUUUCUUUGACGCUAUUAACAACGAAGUGGAAAAUUUCAAUAGAAUUUUGGACAAUUCUGGUUUUAAUGAUUACUACCCACAGCGUCAAGUGACCACUGGUAAGAAGGCCAAUGACAAAACAUUGCAAAAAACCAAUGCUGACGGUAAGUGGGUCGACGAUUGGUCAUUGUUGCCCACAAGAUUUGGAUCAAGUGGAAUAAUUCCAGCUGUGGAUCUAUUGGAACAUGAGAAGAAUUAUGAAUUAAAUGUUACCAUCCCAGGUGUGAAAGAUAAAAAAGAUAUUAACUUGGAAUAUCACAAGGAAGCCAACCAGAUUAUUGUUAGCGGUGAGAUUCCAUCAACCGUUACGGAGGAAAACAAGGAUAAAGUGAGAGUCAAAGAAGUUGCAUUCGGUAAAUUUAAACGUGUAAUUACAUUACCAAAGGCACCUGGCGUAGAUGCCGACAACAUAAAGGCAGAUUACAAGGAUGGUAUCUUGAAAUUGAAUGUGCCAAAGCUGGAACCUACUGAACCAGAAAACCAGGUGAAGAAAAUUGAAAUUUCUUCUACAAAUUGA
Zygosaccharomyces rouxii is the source of this 582-nucleotide messenger RNA. It is a transcript of the gene HSP26, whose product is annotated as chaperone protein HSP26. Lineage: Eukaryota; Fungi; Ascomycota; Saccharomycetes; Saccharomycetales; Saccharomycetaceae. The record is from RefSeq and is a predicted model, not a curated record. Bases 1 to 582 code for a protein of 193 amino acids. Gene Ontology annotation, biological process: protein folding; protein complex oligomerization; response to salt stress. The transcript has a single exon.